Actinia tenebrosa (Australian red waratah sea anemone) is the source of this 1151-nucleotide messenger RNA. RefSeq lists its product as uncharacterized. Gene Ontology annotation, biological process: spermatogenesis. Lineage: Eukaryota; Metazoa; Cnidaria; Anthozoa; Actiniaria; Actiniidae. The record is from RefSeq and is a predicted model, not a curated record.
UGCGCGGCUCAUAGUUAACAAGAUGGCGGAGUACAAGGGACGGGAAUGCGCAGGGGAAGAUUUCGAUGAAAGAAAUCAUGUUGAUGGCUUGAAGAGAGAGCAUUUUCUAAAACCGGACUCUGACCAAAUAGACUUGAAUUUACUCUUGAAAGCAGUUUUAGAUAUAAGCGAAAAGCUGGACCGCGACAAAGAGAAGGAAAAUUAUGGAGACCGAGAAAAACCGUCAACUUCGACACAACACGAAACGACAAGCUUUAAGGAAGGGACGGUUGAAUUUGACAGACACUCUUUGGCUUCAUCUUCGAGAUCAAGGCCUAGAAGUAACUAUCGAUAUAGUGGCCCACGGAGAGCAGCUCCCCCUGAACGCAAAAACCUGUCUUUCAGCAAUAACAAAGUGAUGGAUAUUGAUAGAGAAAACCAAAGACUUUUGCAAAAGAUAACGAGUUCAAGGGUACGACCCAAAUCGGCAGUUGCUUCAUCAAAGAAAACUUUUGUAGAACCAAUGCGAGUACAGACUGCUGCUGAAGUUAACAGAACGCGAUUUCAAAAGCGAGUUGAUGAAGAUAACCAAAAAUUCCUUCAAAGACUUCAGUCAGUAAAACCAACUAAAUCCUUAAGCAAAGAAUAUUUAUCCAAAGAAGCUGAUGCCCAAAAAAAUUACAUGACAUCAAGAGCUCGGCCAUCCAGUGCAGGAAGCACAAUAUCAAGAAGAUCACGAAUGACACAUGCAGGCAGUGCAUCAAGUCUUAUGAGCUCUGACUCUGCAAGUGUUGCUAGUUCUAGGGUCUCAAGAGCCUCAAGUGCAUCUUGGCGAUCAAGAAAGAGAAAAGAGUUUCCUAAACCUGUUUGGGAGCCUGGAUGGUAAUGGAAAACAAAAAAGUUAUUAAAAUUCAUUCUAAUAAUUUCAUUUCUUUCAUGCGAGAUAAAAUAAUAUGUUAAAGGUGAAAAACAAGGCUGGCUAUCAGAUAAUUGUAAAUGGGCUCUAGUUUGUAUGUAGACAUAGGAUGCAUACAGGAGUAUACACCUAAUUGAAAAGGAUUUUGGGUACUGCGAAAUGUGUAUUAUAUUUGCAUAUAGACAUGUAAAAAUGCACAGUAGAGCAAAGUCGGUCGACGUAGAUUAACAACAUGCCAAAGCCAUGAUGCAUAAAA